This is a messenger RNA of Gossypium arboreum, 2901 nucleotides long. RefSeq names its product pentatricopeptide repeat-containing protein At5g02860. The transcript has a single exon. The record is from RefSeq and is a predicted model, not a curated record. NCBI's taxonomy places the organism in Eukaryota, Viridiplantae, Streptophyta, Magnoliopsida, Malvales, Malvaceae. Bases 200 to 2650 code for a protein of 816 amino acids. Gene Ontology annotation, molecular function: protein binding.
UUAUAUCUUUGUCAUGUCCCCCUUUAAACCUUAGACUUCUAAAAAAAAAAGAAGAAAAGUUGUGGACUCUGCAAGUAAUAACGAAAGCGCACACCAACUGUUUGCUAAAAUUAUCAAUUACCCUUUUUUUUUUUUUCUCCUUCUCUAUUUCUAACUCAGCCAUAGAUACAAAGGCUGCAACUUUCUUAUCCUCUCUUUAAUGGCAGAGAGGCUUGCUCUCCCUCUUCUCCUUCCAAAUCCCCCACCUGUUAAAACCCCAUUAUCAAACCACACUCACUUCACUCAACAAAACCCAACUUCACAGCCCAAUUCACCUGCUCCCUCGACUCCAGUCUUUCAAGACCUCCUUCUUCGACAUAAUUCUAAGUCCCAACAACAAAUCGACCCACAAGUCCGGACCCGGAACCGUCUCGGCCGGUCACGUGACGUCAACCGUGGGAAGCGUUGGACUCAUAACAACCUCUCUGCUCAAGGUCAGCAGGUUCUUAAUUCCUUAAUUGAACCUUCUUUUGAUUCUAAUCAACUUGAUGUUGUUUUGAGUAAAUUGUUUGAACAAUACCAAGAAAACCCAGAUGUGAAAGCUGAUUUUUUGGCUGCGGAAGUGGUGGGAAUUGUUAAAGCUUUGGGUUUUUACAAGAAAUCUGACUUGGCUUUGGGUGUUUUCAAUUGGGUUAGAGCUAGAAAUGAUUGUGGAUUGGUGUUGAAUAGCUCUGUUGUUGCUAUUAUUAUCAGUAUGUUAGGGAAAGAGGGGAGGGUUUCUGUUGCAGCUAAUUUGUUUAAUGGUUUGCACAAAGAAGGGUUUAGUCUUGAUGUUUAUGCUUAUACUUCAUUGAUAACUGCUUAUGCUGGUAGUGGGAGGUAUAGGGAAGCCAUGGUGGUUUUUAAGAAAAUGGAGGAAGAGGGUUGUAAGCCUACUUUGAUAACUUAUAAUGUGGUUUUGAAUGUGUAUGGUAAAAUGGGCAUGCCUUGGAGUAAGGUCAUGACUCUUUUUGAUGGGAUGAAAAGUGAUGGAAUUGCCCCUGAUGCUUAUACUUAUAAUACGCUUAUAAGUAGCUGUCGUCGAGGGUCUUUGCAUGAGGAAGCGGCUUCGGUUUUCGAUGAAAUGAAAUUGGCUGGUUUUAAUCCAGAUAAUGUUACUUACAAUGCAUUGUUGGAUGUUUAUGGGAAGUCUCGGCGUCCGAAGGAAGCUAUGGAGGUUUUAAAAGAGAUGGAACUUAAUGGGUUUGCCCCUAGCAUUGUGACUUAUAAUUCGUUGAUUUCCGCUUAUGCUAGGGAUGGUUUGUUGGAGGAAGCAAUGGACUUGAAAACACAGAUGGAGGGAAAAGGGAUUAAGCCUGAUGUUUUUACCUAUACCACUCUUUUUUCGGGAUUUGCCAAGGCUGGAAAAGAUGAGUCUGCAAUGGCGGUUUUUGAGGAGAUGAGAACUUCUGGUUGCAAGCCAAAUAUUUGCACUUUCAAUGCUCUAAUUAAGAUGCACGGUAACCGCGGGAAGUUCACUGAGAUGAUGAAGAUUUUUGACGAGAUCAAGGCAUGCAAUGGUGCACCGGAUAUUGUUACUUGGAAUACGCUAUUGGCAGUAUUUGGGCAAAAUGGAAUGGAUGUAGAAGUGUCUGGAGUGUUCAAAGAGAUGAAGAGGGCAGGGUUUGUACCUGAAAGGGACACAUUCAACACUUUAAUUAGUGCAUACAGUCGCUGUGGUGCUUUUGAUCAAGCCAUGGCUAUUUAUAAGAGAAUGCUGGAAGCUGGAGUUACCGCCGACCUUUCUACAUAUAAUGCUGUUUUGGCGGCAUUGGCACGGGGAGGGCUUUGGAAGCAGUCUGAGAAAAUACUGGCUGAAAUGACAGACGGUCGUUGCAAACCCAAUGAGCUAACCUACUGUUCUUUGCUUCAUGUUUAUGCCAAUGGGAAGCAGGUAGAUCAGAUGCAUGCCCUAGCAGAAGAGAUAUACUCUGGUAUCAUCGAACCUCAUGCUGUGCUGUUAAAGACUCUUGUUUUGGUUAAUAGUAAAUGUGACCUUCUUGCGGACACAGAGCGUGCUUUCUUGGAAUUGAGGAAGAAAGGAUUUCCACCUGACAUAACUACUCUAAAUGCCAUGCUCUCGAUAUAUGGCAGGAGGCAGAUGGUUUCCAAGACAAACGAGAUCUUGAACUUCAUGAAUGAGUGUGGGUAUACUCCGAGCUUGACGACCUACAACAGUUUGAUGUAUAUGUAUAGCCGCUCUGAAAAGUUCAAGGAAUCAGAACAAAUUUUAAGGGAAGUUCAGGCAAAAGGAAUAAAACCAGAUAUAAUCUCGUAUAACACUGUUAUUUAUGCCUAUUGUAGAAACGGUCGAAUGAAAGAGGCUUCUCGGAUAUUUUCAGAAAUGAGUGAUUCCGGCCUUGUUCCAGAUGUUAUCACUUACAAUACCUUUGUUGCAAGUUAUGCAGCUGAUUCCUUGUUUGAGGAAGCCAUUGAUGUUGUCCAAUUCAUGAUCAAGCACGGCUGUAAACCAAACCAGAAUACAUACAAUUCCAUAGUUGAUGGAUAUUGUAAACUCAAUCGGCGUGAUGAGGCAAAGACAUUUAUUGACAGCCUUCAGAAGCUAGAUCCACAUAUUUCCAAGGAUGAGGAAAUUAGAUUAUCAGAGCGUAUUGUGGAAAAAUGGUCAUAGAAAUUUGUCUUCCAUAAAGAAAACCUUUUUAGUAUUGUGUUAGCACUGUUCGUUGUGUUCAUCAAUUCAAGCAUGCAGAGAAAGUUGAAAUGUGACGUUGUGCACAAUUCUGUGUGUUUCCUCGAGGCCAACAUGUAUUCUUUAGCUUUUUGAAUGCCUAAAGCUCUAUUUAGCUAUGCAUGUAGCUGAUGGGGAACUUUGUAUUAUAUAGCAGAUGAAACAAGAAAGAGGGGAAUUGAAAAUCUUGAAAA